AUGAGGAAUUUCCUCGCUCUCCUGCUCGUUUGCCUCUUUGUGAGCGCCGCGCUGGCAAAGAGAAGCAAGAAGGAAAAGAAAGCGAUUUUAUUGCAUGAGCUUGAAGAAGAGAAAGAAAGAGCAGAGAAACUUGCUGAAGAAGUUAAAGCCCUUGACGAAGAUGAGGAUGAAGAGGAGGAUGAUGAUGAUGAUGAAACAGAAGAGACCAAUGAGAAUGAACAGACGAAAAUAUUAUUUGAUGAGGACGAAGAGGAAGAUGAAAAUGAAGACGAAGAUGAUGUGAAACCAGUCCCUGGUAGAAAUCCUUGUGAAACCAAGAAAUGCGGCCGGGGAAUGAACUGCAUAUUGGUUAAAAAUCAAGCAGUCUGUGAAUGCAUCAGCAAGUGCCGAAGGCAGGAUGCCCGCCAUAAUGUUUGCAGCAAGGGAAACGAGACCUUUGAGACUGAAUGCGAUCUUGACCGUCAGUUUUGUCUUUGUUCUCACGACUUAGAAGGCUGCAGCGAUCCAAAAUACAAAAAAGUCCGACUUGAUUAUUAUGGAGCCUGCAAGAAACUGCCUCAAUGUCUCCCGAAACAGUUGAAAGAAUUUCGCGUCCGUGUCCAAGAAUGGCUUCUUAGAGUCAUGAAGGAUUUGAAAGCUCGAAAGCAACUUAAUGAUUAUGAAGUAUGGUUGGAUGCCGCCAAAAAGGAAAAGAAUCAUGAACACGCCGUUGUGUGGAGAUUCUGUCAAUUGGAUAACAAACCCAGAGAUACGGAUUCAUAUCAAGCAGCCAAAUGUCUCUCUCUCUCUCUCUUUGUCUCUCUCUCUCUCUUUUUGUCUCUCUUUUUGUCUCUCUCUUUCUCUCUUUUUGUCUCUCUUUUUGUCUCUCUCUUUGUCUCUUUUUGUCUCUCUCUUUGUCUCUUUUUGUCUCUCUCUCUUUGUCUCUUUUUGUCUCUCUCUUUGUCUCUUUUGUCUCUUUUUUCUCUCUCUCUUUGUCUCUCUCUGUCUCUCUUUUGUCUCUCUCUCUCUCUCUUUUUCUCUCUCUCUCUUUUUUGUCUCUUUUUGUCUCUCUCUCUUUUGUCUCUCUCUCUCUCUCUUUUUCUCUCUCUCUCUUUUUCUUUCUCUCUCUCUCUUUUCUCUCUUUUGUCUCUCUCUUUUGUCUCUCUCUUUCUUUGUCUCUUUUUUGUCUCUCUCUCUUUGUCUCUUUUUGUCUCUCUCUUUUGUCUCUCUCUCUCUUUUCUCUCUUUUUCUCUCUUUUUCUCUCUUCUCUCUCUCUCUUUCUCUCUCUUUUCUCUCUCUCUCUCUUUUUCUCUCUUUUUUCUCUCUCUCUCUCUCUCUCUUUUCUCUCUCUUUUGUCUCUCUCUCUCUUUUUCUCUCUUUUGUCUCUCUCUCUCUCUCUCUCUCUUUUUUUUUCUCUCUCUCUUUUCUCUUUUCUCUCUCUCUCUCUCUCUUUUCUCUCUUUUUUCUCUCUCUCUCUCUUUUUCUCUCUUUUUGUCUCUCUCUCUCUUUUCUCUCUCUUUUCUUUGUCUCUUUUUUCUCUCUCUCUCUCUUUUUUCUCUCUCUUUUGUCUCUCUCUCUCUCUCUUUGUUUUCUCUCUUUUUUUGUCUCUCUCUCUCUCUUUUUCUCUCUCUUCUCUGUCUCUUUUUUCUCUCUCUUUCUCUUGUCUCUUUUUCUCUCUUUUUUCUUUUUGUCUCUCUCUCUCUGUCUCUCUCUCUCUCUCUCUUUUUGUCUCUCUCUCUCUCUUUUUCUCUCUUUUUGUCUCUCUCUCUCUCUUUUUCUCUCUUUUUGUCUCUCUCUCUCUCUUUUUCUCUCUUUUUGUCUCUCUCUCUCUCUUUUUCUCUCUUUUUGUCUCUCUCUCUCUCUUUGUCUCUUUUUCUCUCUUUGUCUCUUUUUCUCUCUUUGUCUCUUUUUGUCUCAUGUUCAAAAUACAUGAGUCGUCGGGAAUUGCAAUUCACCAUUCAUUCAUUGAAAGGCAUGGAACAAUGUCUUGUGCCAUUUUUGAGCGACUGUGACAAGAACUCUGACCGCAAGAUCAGCUUGGAGGAGUGGGAAAUGUGCUUGGAUCUAGAUAAAGAUCAAGUUCCCAAACACUGCCUUCCAUUAAUGGAUUAG
Acanthosepion pharaonis is the source of this 2091-nucleotide messenger RNA. NCBI's taxonomy places the organism in Eukaryota, Metazoa, Mollusca, Cephalopoda, Sepiida, Sepiidae. The record is from the annotation of a GenBank genome assembly.